Pelodiscus sinensis (Chinese soft-shelled turtle) is the source of this 3433-nucleotide messenger RNA. Lineage: Eukaryota; Metazoa; Chordata; Testudines; Trionychidae. The record is from RefSeq and is a predicted model, not a curated record.
GAGCUGUGGAGCUGGUACUAGGGACAGUCCAUGAAGCUUCCCUAGUGUCCAACCAGUUCUGCUAGAGCAAACUAGCCACCUUACUCUGAAAAUGUAAAUAAUUUCUGAGAGCCAGUUAGCCACACUCAAUUGGCCAAAUAGCCACAUGUGGCUAGUGUGUUGGACUCCCCGGGGCUACAGGGCUCUGGUGGCAGCUUCUGGGAGCCACACAGAGCCAGGGCAGGUGGGGAGAUUGCCUUAGCCCCCUGCCUUAUUGCCAAUUGGAGCCACCAGGGUCCUUUUCCAACCAGGAGUUCUGGUUGAAAAGUGGAUGCCUAGCAACCCUAGACCUUACCUGUGGUAAGAGAGCAGGACAGUGGCCUGGCUCAUGCCUGUUAAUGUACCCCAGUUCCCUUCCAUCACAAUACCUCUUUGCUGGUUCGUGUACCCCCAAUCCUUUUUCAUGCUGCUGCUGCUGGCCGGCCAACUGCUCCUCUUUCUGUAGCUGACUUUCCUUCCAAAGUGCAGUGUUUUGUGCUUGUCUUUAUUGCAUUUCAGAGCAGCUCUCCAGUGCAGGGAGGUGUGGGGUAAUUAGGGAUUGAGAUGGGUAACACAAAGGGGUAUAAUGCAUGGGCACGGAUAGAUGAGGCUUGAAGGCAUAUUGUGCCUGGAUUAUGUUUGUUUAGACAAUUAAGUUUUCCUCAAGUUCCAAUACCACAAUUCAUUUUACUCUCAUUAUGUUUGAGGUUGAGUGUUUACAAAUGGUUAAAGCAGGGAAAUGGGUUCCAUUCUUUAUUUCUGGCAGUGAUUUGUUGUUGGAAUUUAGGCAAGCCUCUUAACUGCUGUGUGGCUCAACUUCCCCAUCUGAGAUCUUUGGAUGAAAGACAACAUGGCAGUGUCAUCAAGUAUUAUAUUUCAAUUUCCCCAGCUCUUCUCACAUUGGUGACCCACACAGGAAGACAUGUUGAGGGCUAAGUAUGGGCUUCGGCACCUCUGGCCACACUAUUCCAAGUGGAUGGCAGGACUACAAUCCUCCAAGAUCAUGUGCCGUGCUCUGCACCCCGAGUGGGCUGCUAUGGCUAAAAAACAGCUGAAAGGCAAGAAUCCAGAAGAACUGAUAUGGCACACACCAGAAGGAAUUGUCAUCAAGCCUUUGUAUUCGAGAAGGGAUACAGAAGGCUUUCCUGAGGAGCUGCCAGGAGUGAAGCCUUUCACUCGGGGACCAUAUCCCACCAUGUACACUUACAGACCCUGGACUAUCCGCCAGUAUGCUGGUUUCAGUACAGUGGAGGAGAGCAACAAAUUCUACAAGGACAACAUUAAGGCUGGCCAGCAAGGAUUGUCAGUUGCCUUUGAUCUGGCAACCCAUCGUGGCUAUGAUUCAGACAAUCCACGCGUUCGUGGUGAUGUUGGAAUGGCUGGAGUUGCUAUUGAUACGGUUGAAGACACCAAGAUCCUUUUUGAUGGAAUUCCUUUAGAGAAGAUGUCAGUUUCUAUGACAAUGAAUGGUGCAGUAAUUCCUAUCUUAGCUACAUUCAUUGUAACUGGGGAAGAACAAGGAGUGCCUCAAGCCAAGCUUACUGGGACAAUCCAGAAUGAUAUACUCAAGGAGUUCAUGGUCCGAAAUACAUACAUUUUCCCUCCAGAACCAUCAAUGAGGAUCAUUGCAGACAUUUUCCAGUAUACAUCAAAGCACAUGCCAAAAUUUAAUUCCAUUUCAAUCAGCGGGUAUCAUAUGCAGGAGGCAGGAGCUGAUGCCAUUUUGGAAUUAGCUUAUACUAUUGCUGAUGGAUUGGAGUACUGCAGAACUGGACUAAAGGCUGGCCUUACCAUUGAUGAAUUUGCACCAAGACUGUCUUUCUUCUGGGGAAUUGGUAUGAACUUCUACAUGGAAAUAGCUAAGUUAAGAGCUGGGCGACGGCUUUGGGCUCAAUUAAUAGAGAAAAUGUUUCAGCCCAGGGAUCCCAAAUCUCUUCUUCUAAGAGCUCAUUGUCAAACCUCAGGAUGGUCCCUUACUGAGCAGGAUCCCUACAACAAUGUUAUCCGUACUGCAAUUGAAGCAAUGGCAGCAGUGUUUGGAGGUACUCAGUCUUUGCAUACAAAUUCAUUUGAUGAAGCCUUGGGUUUGCCUACCGUGAAAAGUGCUCGCAUUGCUCGGAAUACACAGAUUAUUAUACAGGAGGAGUCCGGUAUUCCUAAAGUGGCAGAUCCAUGGGGGGGUUCCUACUUAAUGGAAUCCCUUACCAAUGACGUCUGUGAGGCCGCUUUAAAGCUUAUUAAUGAGAUUGAAGAAAUGGGUGGAAUGGCCAAAGCUGUAGCUGAGGGAAUUCCCAAACUCCGGAUUGAAGAAUGUGCUGCCCGAAGACAAGCCAGGAUCGAUUCUGGGUCUGAAGUAAUUGUUGGAGUAAACAAGUACCAGUUAGAAAAAGAAGAGACAGUUGAAGUUUUGGCUAUUGAUAACAGUUCAGUCCGAACCAAGCAGAUUGAGAAGCUUAAAAAGGUAAAAGCUAGCAGAGAUGAAGCAGUAGCCCAGCAGUGUCUCGCUGCUUUGACAGAAUGUGCUGCCACAGGCCAAGGCAACCUAUUGGCACUCGCAGUAGAAGCAACACGUGCCAGAUGUACAGUUGGAGAAAUAACAGAUGCAAUGAAGAAGGUGUUUGGGGAGCAUAGAGCCAGUGACCGAAUGGUGAGUGGAGCUUACCGCCAGGAGUUUGGAGAGAGUGAUGAAAUUCUUCACGCUAUCAAUAGAGUAAACAAGUUCAUGGACCAUGAAGGACGCAGACCUCGUCUUCUUGUUGCCAAGAUGGGUCAAGAUGGCCAUGAUAGAGGAGCUAAAGUUAUUGCUACAGGAUUUGCAGAUAUUGGCUUUGAUGUGGACAUAGGCCCACUCUUCCAGACACCCCGGGAAGUAGCCCAGCAGGCUGUGGAUGCUGAUGUGCACUGUGUGGGUGUGAGCACAUUAGCUGCAGGUCAUAAAACUCUUGUUCCUGAACUCAUCAAAGAGCUGAACACACUUGGCCGUCCAGACAUUCUUGUUAUGUGUGGAGGUGUCAUCCCCCCUCAGGAUUAUAAUUUCCUCUAUGAGUCUGGUGUCUCCAGUGUAUUUGGUCCAGGGACUCGGAUUCCAAAGGCAGCUGUACAGGUGCUUGACGAUAUUGAGAAGUGCCUGGAUAAGAGACAGCAGACUAUGUAACAGUGAAACAUCAUGCCACAAAAUGGGCCUUAUAAUAAUCAUUUAUGGAAUAUGAUCAAUCAUCAGCUUGGAAGAGCCAAACACGUAAAUUUGGUUACAAUGUCUGGUGCCUUGUGUGCUUUCUAAGAAAGCUGUAAUUGUCAGGUGUGUUCUAUCUGUGAGGAAUAUUUUGUAUGACUGUGUAUAUUGAAAUUCUCUCUAAAGGUACAAAGGAGUUCUGUAAAAUUAUUCAGGAUUAUUUCAAGAAAUCAGCUAAAUAAA